AUGGUCCAAGCAAAACGUGAAGAUUAUGAUCUUGAUCCUUUGGUAAUGGUUGUAGAAUGGAAUGAGUGUGGAAUUUGUGCUAAUUAUCCAACAUCCAUUCGGCAGUUUUUAUCUCCACGUUUCGCUAUUCCAGCAUGGGAAAACGAACAACGAAAUUAUUCAAUGGUCCAAGCAAAACGUGAAGAUUAUGAUCUUGAUCCUUUGGUAAUGGUUGUAGAAUGGAAUGAGUGUGGAAUUUGUGCUAAUUAUCCAACAUCCAUUCGGCAGUUUUUAUCUCCACGUUUCGCUAUUCCAGCAGUUGUACCUACUCUAUCUGAAUCUCUUUUUUGUGCUGAUGGUCUUCAUGUUCUUCAAAAAUAUUUUAAUAUCGUUGAUGAUCUCCAAAGGCAUUAUGCGUUCAGAAAUGUACCUUCAUUGGGUCGUGUAUAUCUUGUAUCAGUAACAAGAGCAAAUGUUGCAGAUAUCCAAGAAGUUCAUAAUGUAUUUAGUAUUAAUUAA
Molecule: messenger RNA, 498 nt
Organism: Entrophospora sp. SA101
Lineage: Eukaryota; Fungi; Glomeromycota; Glomeromycetes; Entrophosporales; Entrophosporaceae
Source: the annotation of a GenBank genome assembly